Anopheles aquasalis is the source of this 3948-nucleotide messenger RNA. RefSeq lists its product as uncharacterized. The record is from RefSeq and is a predicted model, not a curated record. Lineage: Eukaryota; Metazoa; Arthropoda; Insecta; Diptera; Culicidae.
UCUCUUCACAACCACCUUAAACUCACAUCCCGGCUGAAACACGGACCGUGGAUCCGUGACGCGCGCGACACCAGCUGCUCCUUCUCUUCUUCAUCUUCCAGCCGUUCGUUGGCCCUUGCAACAGUCUGUUUCAGUGUCCGUCGUCGUCGUCAUCAGAGUGUGCGGUGCAGAGUGCAAUUCGUCACGGAAACGCAACGCCUUCUGCUGCUGCUGCAAGUUAGCGAACGGAGCAGCAUUCGUGGCCAUCUUUGCUUUCCACCAUCCAUGUCAUCCAUCAUCGCGUGAGGCGCUCUCCGCUUCACUCCCGGUGGUAGUGACGUUACGUGAUACCGAUGGAGGCGCCAGUCGGGCGUUUUUUUCGCGGCAAUACGCGGGACUGAUUACGAAAUAGGGCUUCCGGUCGAAUCGGUGGAGUGAACAGGGAUUCCGCUUUGUGUUUGGUGUGCGAGUUUGCUAUUGUUCUGUCCAAAGCAGCGGAGAGAGCGAGGCAUCGAAAGUGACCAAAUGUUGAGAGUAAUGCCUUCGCGACGACACCGUUUUUGAUGGCUCUGUCUGAAGGAAUCGUUCGGUGAAAUGGUGAAAUUGAAAUCAAUAGAAGCAGCAGCAGCAGCAGCAGCUUCUUGUCUGUGUUGGUGGCUCCCAUUCGCCAGCGUUAUCAGUAAUGUACGAAGCGGAAAAGAGGAAUGGUGGUGCUGAAAAGAGGGACAGGCGAAAGCCCUAGCUCCACCAUAUGGAACUAUGCCGUUCAGCGAGUCAGUAGAGGUCGCACGGAAAGACGGAACUGCUGCUGCUGCUGCUGCUACUGUGACCGGAACCUGGGUAGUCUGGUGUCGUGGUGGUGGUGGUGGUGGUGGUAGUGAUCGGUGCUAAGGACGGGCUGCACGCCCCACCCACUGCCCUCUUCUCUAGUGUCGUCUUCCUCGCUGGAAAGCCUCGUCGACAGCAAGCGAGCGAGUGACAGUUUGCAAAACGUCAACACAACACAACCGACCGUCGACCGAUCCAGAGAUCGCGUUUCCCUUUUCCGGACGCCAUAAGCAGCCAAAAAGUCGUACAACAGAACGCACAUCCGGUACCGCGAUGAGGAUGGACAUGUUUCGAUGGUUGCCGGGGGCGUGCGGCAGUCUAGGACCAGCCCUCAUCCCUCCGGCCCACAUCGCCGUCCUGUGGUACUUCUGGCAGAACUAUUCGCGCUUCGUCGACAAGCGGUUCUGCUCCUGCUCCUGCUGGGACACCGUCUUCAAAGGCACUUACGAGUCUGGCAUCGCCUCUUACAAGCACAUGUACUUCAACGCAACACAGAACACGAUGAAAAUGUGGCUACUGAUCGUGAUCGGUGUGAUCGCACUGUACGAGUGCACCAAGCAUCUGAUGCAGCUGCUACUGCAAGGGAAGGUGCGCUACACGAUGAUCGUGUUGUUUCUGCUGUCGAUCUUUUCCCACUACUACGCCUGGUGGGCUUAUCUGAACUACUACAACGACGAGUACUACCACCAGUGGAACCAUCAGCUGUUCUUCACCAUCACCGAACUCAUAUCAACCAGCUUCGUGCUACAUCUGGCGAACGCGGACAACCAGGUGACGGCCCGCAAAACGCUCAGCAUCGUCGGUAUCGCGCUGCUCCACAUACUGGCCAGCGGUGUUGACCAGUUCAUAUCAAACGUGUUCCGCGGUGAAGGCUAUCCACAUCAGGUUGUGCGGGAUCUUGGCUUCAUGAUACCGGACGUGAUGCACCUGGUGCUACCACUGUGGCUGCUGCGUCAGACGCGGCUCGAAAGCUUCAGUACGCGACCGUUCUACCGGGAUCGCAAUCUGCGCCGCGAUGUCGCGCUCAUGUUCUUCGUCGUUACAGUAUUAUUCACGAUCUGUUCCUUCCUGUAAAAAAGGGAGACUGGAUAAGCGGGGUUAAUCGCCAGUCCCUGUGCCACUCUCCCAUCAAACAGAAACGAAACACUCUUCCCACCCGAUAUUAGACUACUUAGAUGUAUUUGUGUUCCUUCAUAUUGUGUGAUGCAUCACAGUCAAGCCAACCACCAUUUUAUCAACGAACCACCACCACUACCACCAUCACCACCGUCCUUGUAUGCAUCAAAGAGAAAGGAAAAGGAUCGGAUAUCUCGAAGCCAAAAGUAGAAGAGCAUGGAAAAGAAGCAUAGGUCAAGCGCUAAUUUCGUUCCGUCUGCGUUACGUCGUCAGUCAGUGCCAGCGCCAGCGUUUCUCUUCCGUUUUACGAGGCCAGUAGACCAGACGAGAGUGGAGGCCAGUAGUAGGCAGUAGAAGGAUUACAUAUCCCUUAGCAACCGACGAGACGGAAACCCCCUGGACGUCCCCUCGGGGCAAGCAUACGCGGCCACUUAUCAAGCGGCUAAUCUUAUCUUAUCUUUUAUUGCAACGCGUUUUUAGCACCGUCGAUCGAUCACGUGGCGGAUUGCGUGCGGCGAUCUUUUACUUGCUCUUUCCUGUGCCCGGAAGGCGCGGGGCCACACCUCCGGCAUUGCAUUCGCUGGAACCCAGGCAUAUCAGCCUACUAGGGGACAGGACGAAGUAGACUUCCGCGGCGCGACGCAACGGCGCUUGAUCGCAUAGUCAAGAGGCAACAGGCAAUGGAGGUAGGCCAUGGGUUCGUUUCCAUGGCAGCAUUUUAUGCGAAGCAGCGUAGGACGGAGGAAGUGAGCGGAUCCGAUGAAGAGCAUCAUGCCGAUCGAGGUGUGUACAUCUUCCGGACUCGCUCUCUCUCUCUUUCUCUUUUUGCUAGAGUGUAGACAAUAAAUAAUAACAAAUAAAUCUUAGGAAAAUGCUAACCAAUAUUUAAGCAAACACACAGACACACACAAGCCCAACCAAACCAGCAAAAAAGUUUAGGAGCGGAAUUUCCGAAAGAGGAAAUCUGUGGAAAAAUCGGUAGCAACAAAUGGUAGAGCUGAAGCAAGUGGAGUAGAAAAUUAAAAUUAAAUUAACCAUUAAACCCUUAAAAUGGCGACCAGAGAAGGAGGCAGCGCGAGGGAUAAGUUAUACACAAACUGAACUGACUAUGGGAAUACGAUAGAAACGGAUGCGAUCAGAGGAUACGUAAGCGACGCGGAAAAGCGCGCGAGAGAGAGAGAGAGAGAGAGAGAGGGGCUAACGAAAACCGUCGACGGAUCAGCGAAAUCAAAAUGACAUCCACAAGUUAGGAGCGGGGUUCCUCAUGACCAUAUCCUUCCGGAAAGGACCCCGGACUCACUUCUGCUUCGACUUCUGACCACUCCUGAGUACCGUCGUAGCCCCACACUAGCGUUAACGAAGGUUUGCAGUAGUUCCGCAUAGCAAGUCCAUGCGUGUGUGUUGUGUGGUCUUCCCUUUUAGAGGAUAGAGCUCGGUUAGUUCGGACGAUAGAUUCGCGGGCGCUGUGCUGUGUAGAGAAGAGAUCGUCGAUGGAGUCUCGUAGGAGAGUUGCCGGCGAUGGAUGUGCUGUGUACGUUAUAUAUCAUGCGUUUUUAGGGAAUGUGGGAAUACAUAUGGAAUAUAUGGUUAAAAGAACAAGGGCAAAGCGACCGAACAACUUAUAUCAAAAUGAAACAGAAAGAGAAGGAGAAAAGGAAGAGAAAGGGGUGCAUAUAGUAGCAGUGCGUAGCAAAGCAGUAGUGUGUACGAGCGAGUAGAAACAAAGUAGCAGUGGGCGCCACAUGAAUAGCGAAGGAUCAAUUCGAAGUGGGAGAAGGGACUGUGCCGGGAGGCAGGGAGGGAGCGUAUUUUAACCGUCAUUGUUUCCAAACCACGUGUGUCGUGUCGUGUGUCCGAUCUUCCGUUAGACGAUAGAUUCAUUUAUAAACCCCCCCGAAGAAUGAUUCUUUGAUGAACGUUACGUUAGCACCCGCCAUCGAUUCGUUUUUUGUGUAAAUGAUGAUAAAGAUGAUAAAGGAUAAUGAAAAUGUACCUCGAAUGAGUAAUAAAUUCCAGUUCUGUUUG